CGAGGCUACAACGCGUAGCGUGCUAAGUUCCCACUCACAUCAUCAACUGCAGGAGCCCCGCGUCUCUGACCGCCUCCGCGCCGACGCAAAAAUGAAAGCAACACAAGGCGGUCACUUGUCGUACUUUUCCUUCCUUCGGCAGCACGUGAUUGGUCCGGUGGUCGCGGCUGUGAGCGUGUGGGGGUUUUGCUUGCUGCUCUCCCUGUAUCUGUGGCGAUCCAUCGGGGACGAG
Amoebophrya sp. A120 is the source of this 232-nucleotide messenger RNA. The record is from the annotation of a GenBank genome assembly. Lineage: Eukaryota; Dinophyceae; Syndiniales; Amoebophryaceae.